GGGCCCGCCGAGCGCCUGAGGGGCCAUGGCGGGAGAGCUGGAGUCGCUGGAGUCGUGCCUGGAGCGGCACAUCCCGCCCGGGGAACUCGCCGAGGUGAAGCGGAUCCUCUAUGGGGGCGAGGCCAGAAAACUUGAUUUGCCAACAGCUGCGCUGUCAGCAGCUCAGGAAAAGGAUUUUGAACUACAGGGCUAUGGAUUUGAAGCUGCUCCGGAGCAAUUGAGAAGGCCACGUAUUGUUCGAGUGGGGCUGAUACAGAAUAAAAUUCCUCUUCCCACAGACACAGCAGUGGCAGUCCAGGUGGCUGCUCUGCACAGACGCAUCGAGGAGAUGGUGGGAGUGGCUGCAAUGUGUGGGGUCAACAUUGUGUGUUUCCAGGAGGCUUGGACCAUGCCCUUUGCUUUUUGUACAAGAGAGAAACUUCCUUGGACUGAAUUUGCUGAGUCAGCAGAGGAUGGGCCAACAACAAAAUUCUGUCAAGAGCUUGCAAAGAAGUACAACAUGGUUGUGGUGUCUCCAAUCCUGGAGCGAGAUGAACUGCAUGGUGGAGUUCUGUGGAAUACUGCAGUGGUCAUUUCUAAUUCUGGAGCACUCCUUGGAAAAAGUAGGAAAAACCACAUUCCAAGGGUAGGAGAUUUCAAUGAGUCUACUUACUAUAUGGAAGGAAACACAGGACACCCAGUGUUUCAGACACAGUUUGGGGCAAUUGCUGUGAACAUCUGCUAUGGGCGCCACCACCCCCUGAACUGGCUCAUGUACAGCAUGAAUGGGGCAGAGAUCAUCUUUAACCCUUCAGCCACUAUUGGGACACUCAGCGAGGCGCUGUGGCCCGUCGAAGCCAGGAACGCUGCCAUUGCCAAUCACUGCUUCACCUGCCCCAUCAACAGAGUAGGAACGGAAUACUACAAAAACGCUUUUACUUCUGGAGAUGGUGGGAAAGCACACCACGAGCUGGGCCAUUUCUACGGCUCGAGCUACGUAGCUGCGCCCGACGGCAGCAGGACCCCGGGGCUCUCCCGCACUCAGGACGGGCUGCUGGUGGCAGAGAUGGACCUCAACCUCUGCAGGCAAGUCAGUGACAAAUGGAAUUUCAAGAUGACUGGUAGAUAUGAAAUGUAUGCAGAAAAGCUUGCUGAAGCAAUCCAGCCUUUCUUUAUACCCAAUAUAAUCAAAGAGUGAGAGAGAGCAUCUCAUUACACUCAAAUGUUGCAAGACAAAUUAAAAGUUGAUGCUUUAUAGCUUUGCUGUGAAUCACAAGGUGCUCUUUUAAUGCUCUUUAAUAUCAGUUUAAUUUCAUGUAAUCAAUUUUAAAUAAGAUUCAAAACUGUGUUACGUAAAAUAAUUGAAAAUGGCUGAAGUGUUUGUUAUUUACAGUAAUGAGUCCAAAGUUUUGUUCCUUGCUAGAAGUACAUCCAGUGUUUUCCUAGAGUAGAAACACAUACUAUGAUAUAGUUGAUGAGAUCAGAGGACAUGAAAAUUUUGAAAUUGAAAUGUAUUGUGAAAUUUUGCUUCAUAUGAUUUGGGUGAU
Messenger RNA from Ficedula albicollis (Collared flycatcher), 1526 nucleotides. It is a transcript of the gene UPB1, whose product is annotated as ureidopropionase, beta. Lineage: Eukaryota; Metazoa; Chordata; Aves; Passeriformes; Muscicapidae. The coding region runs from base 26 to 1177 and encodes 383 amino acids. Gene Ontology annotation, molecular function: beta-ureidopropionase activity. The record is from RefSeq and is a predicted model, not a curated record. The transcript has 10 exons.